This is a messenger RNA of Pecten maximus, 2028 nucleotides long. Its product is annotated as probable 4-coumarate--CoA ligase 1. The record is from RefSeq and is a predicted model, not a curated record. Lineage: Eukaryota; Metazoa; Mollusca; Bivalvia; Pectinida; Pectinidae. Gene Ontology annotation, molecular function: CoA-ligase activity. The transcript is spliced from 11 exons. Bases 140 to 1822 code for a protein of 560 amino acids.
CCUUACCAUAAUUAGUGUUAGGGCUUAUCUCUACUAAAACUAUGGUCUGAAUGUCACAGCAACUUAGCCCUUCACUGAGCCAUACCACUAACAUGGAGGACACGCGUUACUUUGAAUUUGAUGUAUAAAUAAUGACAAAAUGGCAGUAAAUAUGGUGUCGUGUGUGUGGAGAUCUUUAACAACCUUUCGUGUUCUCGGUGUUUCUGUUUUGAAGAGCAAUUCCAGACUAUUUCACCAGUCGCCUUAUACAGUGACUAUUCCGGAUUGUUCCGUGUCGGAAUACCUACUGCAGGGAUUUACCAAAUAUGGAAAUUAUACUGCUCUUAUAGAUGGGAAAACCGGAAAUAAAACAACAUUUGAUGACCUUGAAGGUCAGAUAGCUAGAACCACGGCUGGAUUCCAAAGUAUCGGACUGACCAAAUCGGAAGUAGUAUGUUUGUUUGGCAGCAACGCCGUAGAAUUUGUCCAUACCUUAUGUGGCGUAACGUCUGCAGGGGGAGUAUUGACCAUUGCCAACUCCCAACUCACGUCUGUGGAAUUGUCACACCAGCUCCUGGAAACCGGCACCCGAUAUAUCGUCACUACACCCGACUGUGCUCCACGGGCCAGGGGCGCCGCUACAAUCUGCCCUAACAUCCGGGACAUAAUAGUGAUAGGCGAAGCCGAGGGUUGUCGCUCUUUCUCCUCGAUUCAGACAGUAGGCGAACAGGUGAAAAGCGUGGCUGUCGACCCCAGAGAAGAUAUAGCGCUGAUGCCCUACUCCAGUGGGACUACGGGUCUCCCCAAGGGAGUUCAGCUUACCCAUCACAACCUCGUAUCACAGCUGUCACAGCUAAGGCACAAAACCAUACUUCCGUUCGUUGCCGGAAGUGACGUAUCUAUAAAUCCGUUACCAAUGGUACACAUAGCAGGGAUGAUGAUAGGGUUGUUAAACCCUCUAUCGCAAGGCGCAUGCGUUGUGACCCUACCGAGAUUCGAACCCGAGCCAUAUUUAUCAGCUAUAGAGACUUACAGGGGAACAUUUUCCUUGAUAGCUCCUCCUCUGGUGACUUUUUUUGCCAAGCACCCCCUGGUGGACAAGUAUGACCUGUCAAGUCUGCAAUCUCCCUACUCAGGAGCGGCCACCCUGUCACGUGCUCUGACAGAACAAAUGGCAGAGAGACUAAACAUUACCAGCAUCAGGCAGGGGUAUGGUAUGUCUGAAACAACUGGGGCUACACACACGGAUCCCAUAGAUGGCUGGAAGUAUGGCUCAAUAGGAAAGCCAGUCCCGAACACACAGUGCAAGAUUGUAUGUCUGGAGACUGGUGACUCCCUGGGAGCUGGUGAGAUGGGAGAGAUCAUGUGUAAGGGGCCACAGGUUAUGAAGGGCUACCUUAAUAACAUGACUGCCACCAACGAAACUAUAACAGAAGACUGCUGGAUAAAAACAGGUGAUAUCGGGUACUUCGACAGUGAUGGCCACUACUUUGUGGUUGACAGGCUGAAAGAUAUCAUUAAAUACAAAGGCUACCAGAUCUCCCCGACAUACCUGGAAUCCAUUCUGACGUCACAUCCGGCGGUAAUGGAGGCAGCAAUCGUUGGUAUACCAUGUGAUGAAAUGGGAGAGGUACCUCGGGCGUAUGUGGUUAAAAAGUCAUCUGUUUCGGCUGAAGAACUGAUCAAACUUGUCAAUGAUCAGGUGUCGCCUUUCAAAAGGCUACGUGGAGGGCUUGAAUUCGUAAAGGAAAUUCCAAAGUUGCCUAGUGGUAAAACUUUACGACGAAAAAUGAAAGAAGACACAUGGAAGUUGGAAAGAGACACACAAAAGAUAAACAUGUAAAGACAAUUAAAACAAUGGAUAAAGGCAUGAUACGGCUCAUCACUAUGACAACACAAAGCAAACAAAUGUUUGAUUAAAGUGAAGAAAUGAUAAAUGUCAGACUGGAAUAGGGAUAUCUCUAGCCAGAUCAUCCAAGCAUGACUAUGUAACAUCUUUUAUUGUAAUAAUACAUUGUAUAUAAAGCAUCAAUAUAUUUUUUCUUGUUA